AUGGCCAAGAAGUCGAAGACGCCGCAGGAGUUCUUCACCGACUUUAUGAUGGGUGGUGUCUCCGCCGCCGUCGCCAAGACGGCUGCCGCCCCCAUCGAGCGUAUCAAGCUCUUGGUCCAGAACCAGGGUGAGAUGCUCAAGUCGGGCCGCCUCGCCACCCCCUACAAGGGCAUCGCCGACUGCGCCGCCCGCACCUACGCCGACGAGGGUCUCGUUUCGUUCUGGCGCGGCAACACUGCCAACGUCAUCCGUUACUUCCCGACCCAGGCGCUCAACUUUGCGUUCAAGGACUACUACAAGUCGUUGUUCUCGUACGACCAGAAGCGCGACGGCUACACCAAGUGGAUGCUCGGCAACCUCGCGUCCGGUGGUGCCGCCGGUGCGACCUCGCUCCUCUUCGUCUACUCGCUCGACUACGCCCGUACCCGUCUCGCCGCCGACAACAAGUCUGCCAAGAAGGGCGGAGGAGAGCGCCAGUUCAACGGCCUCCUCGACGUCUACAAGAAGACCCUCGCCUCUGACGGCGUUGCCGGUCUUUAUCGCGGGUUCGUCCCGUCGGUCGUCGGCAUCAUUGUCUACCGCGGUCUCUACUUCGGCAUGUACGACUCGCUCAAGCCGGUUGUCGUCUCUGGCUCGCUCCAGGGCUCGUUCCUCGCCUCGUUCCUCCUCGGAUGGGGUGUCACCACCGGUGCCGGUCUCGCUUCGUACCCUCUCGACACCAUCCGUCGUCGCAUGAUGAUGACCUCGGGCGAGAAGGUCCACUACUCGUCCAUGUUCGACGCUGGUCGCCAGAUCGUCAAGGCCGAGGGUAUGGGCUCGCUCUUCAAGGGUGCCGUCCGUGGUGUCGCCGGUGCUGGUGUCCUCUCGCUCUACGACAAGCUCCAGGAGCUCAUGUUCGGCAAGGUCUACUCGGGUGGAUCUGGCUAA
Molecule: messenger RNA, 927 nt
Organism: Rhodotorula toruloides NP11
Lineage: Eukaryota; Fungi; Basidiomycota; Microbotryomycetes; Sporidiobolales; Sporidiobolaceae
Product: solute carrier family 25 (mitochondrial carrier)
Exons: 7
Coding region: 1-927 (308 amino acids)
Biological process (GO): mitochondrial ATP transmembrane transport; mitochondrial ADP transmembrane transport
Cellular component (GO): mitochondrial inner membrane
Molecular function (GO): ATP:ADP antiporter activity
Source: RefSeq, a predicted model, not a curated record